This is a messenger RNA of Cryptomeria japonica (Japanese cedar), 4285 nucleotides long. RefSeq names its product autophagy-related protein 18h. The transcript is spliced from 9 exons. Bases 429 to 3599 code for a protein of 1056 amino acids. NCBI's taxonomy places the organism in Eukaryota, Viridiplantae, Streptophyta, Pinopsida, Cupressales, Cupressaceae. Gene Ontology annotation, molecular function: protein binding. Gene Ontology annotation, biological process: autophagy; response to starvation. The record is from RefSeq and is a predicted model, not a curated record. Gene Ontology annotation, cellular component: cytoplasm.
UUUGUCAAACAGAGAGGGCAGACGGCACGCUAUUUUCGCGUGCUAAUUAUUGUUAUUAUCAUUGUCAUCUGAUCCGGAUUAGAAAACAAGUUCUCCUGGUUUCGGUUUCGAAUCCGAUUGCUUCGAAAAAAAUCCAAAACCUAACAAACACAGAAAAGCGAGAGAAUAGGAUUCUCGGCGCUCCUUAAUCGCUCUGUACAGCAUGCCUCAUUGAAGCCGAUAAGCACGGCUUUGUUUUUUUGUGUAAUUUUCGUGUGCGAUUAAUUGACUGGUUCUGUAAAAUUUUACGGGGUGUAGGUUUAUUUUGAGUUUUUCUUGAGGGCUAAGUAUGGCGGAGGGGAAGUUUUGAGCGUGAUUUUCCAAGGCUGUUUCUAGGGCCGAAGAGAAACAGCCCUGGGGUAUAUGCUGAGAGGGGUUUCUUUUGAGGGAUGAGGAACGCCGGCAAUGAUAAUAAAUUGCACGGGCGAGGAGGCCAAGGAUCGAAUCGUAGCAGUAGCAACGGCAGAGGAUUUUUCCCCAAUUCUUUGAGAGUUAUACAGAACUACUGGCGGAGUGCCACUAGCGUGGCCUCUACAGUUCGCUCGGCUGGUGCCUCUGUUGCAUCCUCGCUUUCCCUUCCCGAGGACGACUCCCACCGCGACCAGGUGCAGUGGGCUGGAUUCGACAAGCUAGAAGUCAGAGAAAAUGUAGUUCGCAGUGUUCUCUUGCUUGGCUUUAUGAAUGGCUUCCAAGUUUGGGAUAUAGAGGAUGUUGAUGAUGUGCGGGAGCUGAUCUCGAAACAGGAUGGACGAGUUGUAUUUCUGCAGAUGCAGCCAAGGCCAAUUAUCACAGAGCAAGCAGAUGAUAAAUUUAAUGCUGCUCGGCCACUACUGUUGGUUGUUACAGGAGAUGGAACACCAGCUGGAGGGAACGUUCAAAAUGGAUAUGGCUCUGGAUAUGGGGGAGGUAUUGGAAAUCCUUCUCAACCAGGGAGCAACAACUUUGUGCCUACAGUAGUUCUGUUUUACUCCCUGAGAACCCACAGUUAUGCACAUGUACUAAGGUUCAGACAAGCUGUCUACACAGUUCGGUGCAGUCGGCGAUUUGUAGCCAUUGCCCUUGCGUCUCAAAUACGCUGUUACGAUGCAAUAACUCUUGAAGAUACAUUCAGUGUACUCACAUACCCUAUCCCUCAAGGUGUACAAGUGGCUGGAAGCAUAAAUAUAGGCUAUGGCCCAUUGGCUGUGGGUCCACGGUGGUUGGCGUAUGCUGGUAAUCAAGCUCUAUUUUCAAGUACAGGCCGUAUCAGUCCUCAACAUCUUACUCCCUCUCCUGGUGCGAGUCCAUCUACAUCACCUGCAAAUGGAAGCUUAGUUGCACAUUAUGCAAAGGAAUCAAGUAAGCAAAUUGCAGCAGGGAUUGUGACCCUUGGAGAUAUGGGAUACAAGACAUUCACAAAGUACUGCUCUGAGUUUCUUCCAGAUGGAGCUAAUUCUCCAAGACCAGGAAGCCCAAGCUGGAGGCAUAGCACUAAUGGUUUACCUGGGCAUGCACAUGAGCCAGAUUAUGCUGGAAUGGUUAUUGUGAGAGAUUAUGUUAGCAAAUCAGUUGUUGCUCAAUUUAGGGCACAUACCAGCCCCCUCUCUGCAUUAUGCUUUGAUCCCAGUGGCACUCUUCUUGUGACUGCAUCUGUUCAUGGGCAUAAUCUUAAUGUUUUUCGAAUUAUGCCCUUUUUAGGUGGUAAUGGCUCAAGUUCUUCAAGCUUUGAUGUGAAUACUUCAUAUGCACAUCUCUACAAGCUCAGUCGUGGUGUUACAAAUGCGGUCAUACAGGACAUAAGUUUUAGUGAUGACAGUCACUGGAUUGCUAUCAGCUCAUCCAGGGGGACAAGCCAUUUGUUUGCCAUAUCACCUUUUGGUGGUGCUGUGAGCUUGCACACCCAUGAGGGAAAUCUUGUAGAUGAAAGCAGGGCCUCCUUAUUGGUACCUAGUCGAACAAUUCAUUGGUGGUUAAGCCCUGGGCCAUUGAGGGCAAAUCAGCAGCCCCUUCCACAGCCUGCACCUGCUAUAACCUUAUCAGUUGUCAACAGGAUAAAGAAUGGGAAUGGUGGUUGGCGAGGUACUGGUGCCAUUGCUGCUUUUUUCCGUAGUGGAGGUGGUGGGCGCAGCAUGCAAUCUGAGAGUGCAAAUUUCAGUUCAAAGGAUGAGCUCUGGAUUUUCUCUCCUUCUGGACAUGUCAUACAAUACUCUUUGCGGCUAUCUAACGGGGUAGAAACAGAGAAACUUAGAAAAUGGGAUGUUUGUCAAAUACCAAUCAGGGUGGAAAGAGAAGAGGAUAUAGAAAACCUUUCUAAACAUGCGACUUCAAGUGAGCUGCCAGGCAGAAAUGGUUUAGGACACUAUAAAAAUGGAACCAUUCCAAGCAACAGCCAAGGGCUAGGAAAAGGAGGGAUUGACUUGGAAGAGAAGCAUCAUUGGUACCUGUCGAAUGCUGAAGUGCAGAUGCUACAAACUAGGACUCCUAUAUGGGCAAAAUCUGAGGUAUAUUUUCAAGUGAUGAGGCCUGAAUGUAUGGAUGCUGCAAUUUUCAAUGAAGAUGCAUAUUCUGGGGAGAUUGAAAUUGAAAAGGUUCCAACGCGUGUUCUUGAAGUUGGGACAAAAGACCUGAUACCUGUUUUUGACAAUUUCCAAGAUUUUAAAGAAGUCCACAAGGAAAGAGCCUCUUUCCAUGGAAGUCUUGCAGGUGCUAAAACUAUGAACAUCCAUCAACAUAAAGACGAAAUUACACAAUAUGGAAUGGAUGGUACAAACUUUAGUUGUGGACCCAUACAACGUUCCAGCAGUGGUAGUAGCUGUGGUUCUGCAGGUGGAUUUCUCGCUGGACACACGAUUGUAGCAAAUGGCUAUCAUCAUGCACAUCAAGACUCCCAAGAUCACAUGGAUAGAGGAUUUUAUUCAGAUUCGCCGACCACUUUUUUUCAUCAUCUCCCAUGUCCGACAUCAUCAGGAAAGGAAGAAUUAUUAGAGCCAUCAAAUAAUUUUAAGGUCACAAAUAUGAAUUUGAAUGGGAAGUCAAAUCCAGCUGCUAUUUGGCAGCAACCUAUGGAUAUUCCUAGAGGCAACAGAGUUGCUGAUUGCAAUAUACAGGCACAUGUGAAUUCAGUCCAGAUGAAUAACUGCUCAAGAAGUCUCCCAGCUAAUGGUUGUGGAUUGGGCAAGAAAUAUGUUGUCAAUGGUGAUGUUAGUGAUACUGUGGGGGUAAUUUUUGAAGGACACAUCACGGACAAUCUUGCAUCUGCCAAGACAGACAUGGACUAUAAUUUAAGUUCAAAAGUUUCCAGGGCAAAUGUUUGCCAGGUGGAUGAAGAGAACGAGAAUCAUUCAACAACUUCAGAAGUGCUUGUUAAGGGUAUAUCAAGUUCAACACAGCAUUUGAUUGAAAGUCAUAUCCGUAACAUGGAUCUUGCUAUAAAUGGUUCUGAAAACCAGUUACAAAAUGAGGAUGUGGUGGGGGAUGCUAGGGACACUGAUCAUUGUAGCACAAAGGAGGAUUCCUUGAGAGGGGAACAUGAAGAGGAUGCCUGGGAAGGAGGCAUGUUCCCUUUCUGUGAUGAAGAGUGAGCACUGGAUCAUCCUCAAUGAGCUACUGGGGUGUGUUCGUAUGAACCAGCACUUAACCCACUGCAAGUGAUAAUGCUUAAAGGAUGUUUAAAGCUGCAGCGUUUUAAAUAUUUUCUGGUCCUGAAAUCCAUUUGACAACUUAAACCUUAACCCUUCAGUUGUAAAUUAAAUGAAGGAAUUCUAAUCAACUUUCUAUGUCGUAGGGAUUGUGAAGAGUUCUAUAGAUAAUUGUUGAUUUCUUGUAUGUGGAGUCUAGAAGAAGACUCUUAAUCUGGUUUUUGGGCAUUUUCAUCUGCUGGGCUUUCCUGUGUGCCAAGCCAAUCCGGAAUCAACUCAACUUGCAGAUUUCACCGUCAUGAUUGGGAGGAUGAAACCCAAAGUAUGGGUCAUCAUGAUUAUGUUUAUCAUGUAUUAGCUGACAAACAAUGGUUUUCAGUUAAUCAUUUGGCAGUCCAGAAUCCUAGAAAGAUAUUGAGUGAAAUUCGGAUUAUAAUAAGGCAAAGUGGCAUUAUCUCGUUGUUGGGUUAGCAUUGGAAAGAAAAGGCUUCGUGUUGGCCACUAGCCAGAGAUAUUUUUGUACAUAAUCUGUAAAGAAAGUUGUGCAGGCCCAUUCUUGGGUUAAUUGGAAUUUGUUGGCAGGGAUCAAAAUGAUCCUCAUUUGUUAAGUAAGCUAUUAUUUAUUUGCA